Messenger RNA from Anarrhichthys ocellatus (wolf-eel), 3580 nucleotides. It is a transcript of the gene mdfi, whose product is annotated as MyoD family inhibitor. The record is from RefSeq and is a predicted model, not a curated record. Lineage: Eukaryota; Metazoa; Chordata; Actinopteri; Perciformes; Anarhichadidae. Bases 503 to 1417 code for a protein of 304 amino acids. The transcript is spliced from 6 exons.
CUCCCUCGGUGGUUACAGUUUAGGUAGAGACAUUCCACACAACACUGUAUAUUGGACUAUAACUGAGCACCACAGAAAUGCCACAAUCUAAGUGAUUUUGAAAACACAAUAGAAAGUGAGGAAAACCUGCAGUGCAGACAAAGAGCAGUCAGCGAGCUGCCUGCAGAGACGCACAAACUUCCCAACAUCUGGUCUGCUGGAGGACGGGGCGAGCCGGAGAGAGACACUUUGUAGGCGGAGAGAAAACUAUCUUCGCUGGAGAAAUAUGCAUUGAAUCGGGCGCUCUGGGCACCUACAUGAGCCGAAGAGCGAUUUGGUGGUCGUGUAGGGUGACAAUAGUGGAGGGAUAGAGAGGACAGAAAGGGUCUCCGAGUGCGAGAAGUCCACCUGGAGCGGUCAGAGAAUGAAUUAGCCGAAGGUUUGGCUGCACCGUUUCCCAGCCAGAGAGAAGGCUCACUCCUUGGCCCCGCCACCUCCUUCCAUAAGAGCCAGGCCUACGCCCAUGGAUGAGGAGAGGAGUGCCCCUGCCAUCUCCCCAGAGCCACCUGAUGAGGGGGACCCCAGUCUACCAGCUCCACAACCCAAGUCACACGCAACCUCGACAGAAGAGAGAGAAAACAGCUGCCCGAUCCCAAAGCCCUGUCCUAGUCCAGAUGUGGCCCACACCUAUACUGAGCCCCUCAUAUUGAGGUUGAAUGGCACCCCAGAAAGGUUGCAAGGCGAUGAUGGAGACAAGUGGAGCAGAAUCCUCUCACACUCUGAGCUUACAACACCCAGCAAGAGCAUCACAUCUCAACCAGCAGCCAGAUCCACGCCCAGCCACCAUACCCAGCCAUGUCGGACACAGCCCAGCAGCAAACUACGCAACGGAGCCAAGCACCACACACACUCCUCUCACACGCACUGUACGCAUCACACGCACACGCACACGCCUCACACGCACACCCUCCGGUCCAACGGGGUCAGGAACGGAGGCCCUCGUGAGCAUCCUAAGCUCAGUUCCCUCCCGAGAGGCGGCUCAUCCACCUCCUCGUCCUCUUCAGCGGGACCCAAACACACCAAGAAAUUGCGGUCCAACCCCUCCAUCACCUCCCAGAGCAGCAAGAGAAGCAAGAGCAGCUCCAAGAGCAACAACUCUCAGCUUCCCACAGAAUCACAGGACGACUGCUGUGUUCACUGUAUUCUGGCCUGCCUCUUUUGUGAGUUCCUAACUCUGUGUAACAUCGUCCUGGACUGCGCCACCUGCGGCUCCUGCGCGGGGGACGACUCGUGUUUCUGCUGCUGCUGUGCGUCGGAGGAGUGUGGCGACUGUGACCUACCCUGUGACAUGGACUGUGGCAUCAUUGAUGCCUGCUGUGAGUCUGCAGACUGCCUUGAGAUCUGCAUGGAGUGCUGCAGCCUUUGCUUCUCCUCCUGAGGGCCCCAACCACCACCACAGGGGGGGGGGGCAAAGUAGAUGUCAGCUACACACUCCCACAAGCCCAGGAACAACUUUGACCCGUGUCUUAUCAGAGCUGAGAAGUGCUUCAUCCAGCCUUGGUUUACACUAUAUUGCCUGGCCUAGUUGGCUCCACGAUAUGUCCAAUGUUUCUUACAAGGUUUGCCAGGCAAAAGAUGCUGAGAGCAGUCACUGGUGAAUUCGUCCCUCUUUUAUUGAUCAAACGACAGGACAGAAGCUUCCCUGCUUUGUCUUUGCUGUCAGUCCAUUGCUGCACAGCUGGAUGUAUGGGGCAGAGUGAGUUCCAGCUGUGGUCUACGAGUGUCUGCCAGGCUGUGCGGACCGGGCCUUUGGACCCUCACAGAACGAGCUAUUAAUACAAUGGAGCCCCUUGUGCCAUCUGAGUGACUGGAGUUCUUCAAGCAUGAAAAAUGACCUCCAAAGGCAAAUGAGAGAAUGGCUCCAGUUAACCGGAUUUUAGUGUUUCUGUAGAUAAGAACGGCAGCAUAAUGGGAAAAUGGACGCUCAGAUCUCAGUAGAAAUGUAGUCUGUCCUCCUGUCCUUGGCAAGGUUAAAGUCUUCCAGUUUGAUUGCAUACAGUGGCCUUUGUGACACACACACCCUUACGGGACGAUGUUGAAUCCACCGCUUGUUCUUGUUGCAACGUAGAGGAAACAUUAAUGGUGGCUUGUGGCAAUAUUACAAUAUUUCUUUUGUUCAUAUGAUCUCACUUAACAGACUUAUUCAGAGAAAAAUCAUGAGAGCGUCGUGCAUCAGCCUGAAGAUGGGUCCAAUUCUAUAAGUACUGUAGGUGGCGGACAUCAGAGUGAAUGGUUGAUAGCAUCUGUCUUGGACACAUUCUCUACUCUUAACAUGUGAAGGGAGAGAGUUCUUAAUCAAAGGUCUCUCCUCGUUUAAUGUUUCACAUCUUGUUGACUUUUACAUUGUUUAUUUUGAGGGGCUUCGGCUGUAUUCAGUGAAUUCCUCCUCGUCUGAAUCGUCAGAGCUGGUGACGGACUGGUAGAGGAUUGGAAGUCAUCAUCUCUUUUUUAAUACGUUUCAUUUCUCUUUGUCGUUCUUGCUAUGUGAACAAAUGGCCUUGGCUUAGCUUAAGGCCUGAAUUUUCAAGUAGAUUCCUCGCCUUUACCAAAUCUCUAUUAAUCCUUGUUUUGUAGAUUUUAGUUAAGAUAUUUGCAUUUCUCCUCUAAUGUGAAAAUCACAUUUCUGUGUUAUCGGGUUUCGCCGGGCUCUCUGUAAAGCAGACAUUGCUCAACAUCUAAUUUAAUUCCUUGAGUGAAAAUCUCACGACACUACGCUAAGAUAGAUCCAUAUGCUCGUAGUGUGAAUGGUACGCUUUUGAUAACAGGACCGCACUCUCGUAUGCUCAGAUGCAUACCUUCUCCAACCCAAUACCUCUUGAGAUGACACCUAGAUCUGUUGUGCAUUUUAAAAUUACUUGAUACAAAUCUCUCUCCUCUCUGAUCCAAUACUGUUUGUGCAAUCCCUUUUCUCUUGGAAAUACCAAAGAGUUUUUUCCUCUUACUGGACUUUAGUUUCUAGACCUACAAUUACUUUUACUUUAAAGGGUCUUUGCUUUGCUUAUGUGGCUGUGGUUGAUUAAACCCUAUUUUAAGGGCUGAACUAUAACACUGUUGAUAUGAAUAUACACUAAGGCUGUAAAUUAACCUGAUAACACCGAAACAGGAAAAGCAAGUUUUCAGAAAACAACAAAUGCAACUUGAGAAGAUAUUAUGACUCUUUAUGUCAGUUUAUAUCAGAGUGGACGUGUUUCAAGUGUUGACACAUGUUCAAAACUAAACUGAGACAAAAUCCUGGAGAGCCCUGGAAAACGAUGCAAUUUUUUUUACAGUAUAAAGAGAUUUAUGAAGGGAGAACUGGACUUUAUAAUGUUGUGUAUUGACGGGAUAACAAUGUCAUCUGUUUAGAUUUACAACAUAUUCCAAGUGCAGAUUUUGACAGCGUUGCUUCAUCGAAGGACACGUUCUCUGUCAUCAGACCAGGCUUGUCACAAAAAGGAAUAUGGGUGGACUGUGAUACAUUUCUGGGGGGGUUGCUAGUUUGAAACCAAAAUAAAAAGAAGAAGAACAACCCCUUAUUAGUCCCACAGUGGGGACAUUUAUC